Messenger RNA from Nyctereutes procyonoides (raccoon dog), 7174 nucleotides. RefSeq names its product ankyrin and armadillo repeat containing (gene ANKAR). The transcript is spliced from 22 exons. Bases 1 to 4302 code for a protein of 1433 amino acids. The record is from RefSeq and is a predicted model, not a curated record. Lineage: Eukaryota; Metazoa; Chordata; Mammalia; Carnivora; Canidae. Gene Ontology annotation, molecular function: protein binding.
AUGUUAAGAUUGCCCAAAAAAGGGUUACCUAGAUUUGAUCAAAACCAAGAUGAAGACACCUACCUGGAAAACUUGGCAGUACAGAGAAAUGCUUCUGCUUUCUUUGAAAAAUAUGAUCGGAGUGAAGUCCAAGAGUUGCUGACCACCACCCUGGUCAGCUGGUUGUCCGCCAAAGACGACGUCCGCUCUCAGUUGGACCUGCCGUGUGGAAUCAUGAGCCAGAUGAACAAUGUGGGUUUCUCCACUGCAAUCCUGCUGACCCCCAUGGACCCGACGGCUCUCUUGGACUACAGAGAAGUCCAUCAAAUCAUACGGGAACUGGCCGUCGGGAUUUACUGCCUGAACCAAAUCCCCUCAAUCAGUUUAGAAGCUAACUACGACCAGAGCUCCACCUGCCAGUUGCCUCCAGCUUACUAUGAUACCCGAGUUGGGCAAAUUCUGAUCACCGUUGACUACAUGCUGAAGGCGCUGUGGCACGGGCUCUACAUGCCCAAGGAAAAACGGGCCAGGUUCUCGGAGUUGUGGCGGACUGUCAUGGACAUUGACCCAGACGGAAAGCCGCAAACACACAAAGACAUUUUUGCAGAGUUCAGUGCGGCAGGUUUGGUUGAUAUUACAAAAGAUCCAGACUUUAAUGGAAUCUAUGAUGAAGACAUGAAUGAAGAUCCAACAUAUGAUCCCAAUAGCCCUGAAGAAAAGGCCGUUUUUAUGAAAUAUGCUGAAAACAUUAUGCUAAAGUUGACAUUCAGUACCACACAAGUUCAACAGUAUGAAAAUGUCUUUAUAUUUGAAACAGCCUAUUGGCUUACUAACGCUAUAAAAUAUAAUCAGGAUUAUCUUGAUAUUUGUACCUACCAGAGGCUACAGCAAAGGUUAUAUCUUCAGAAAAAGGUUAUUCAAAAACACUUUGAGAAGAAAAAAGAAAUCAGAAAAGGGAUAGGAUACCUAAAGCUAAUAUGUUUUCUGACUCCAUUUCUACUGAGUUUAAAAAAGAAGAUGAAAGUUCCAUAUUUAAGUAGUCUACUUCAGCCUUUUUCAGAUGACAAGGUCAAGACAGAGCGAGAAUUGCCUCCAUUUAUUUAUGGACGAGACUUUAAAUGCCAGCACUUUCACUACAAAGAGGAUCAAUAUUUUCAUGUUCAUGGAGGAAUUGAAUUUGAUAUCAGCACACCUUCAAUUGAGAAUGCUUUGGAAGAUUUUAAGAACAAUUUAGAAAAAAUACGGGAUUGUGCUGCUAAUACAUUUGCAGAAGAUUCAGGAUACAAAGAAUAUUACUCAAUACCAGUCAUGGAACUUAAUGGAAAAAGCUACUAUGUGAUCUGUUUUGAACUUGAAACCUUCUAUCAUCAGCUAUAUAAGACAAAGUGGUGGGGAGCCAUAAAUGAAAUCGUGAAUGUUCUGAAACCGAAAAGACUUCCACUAACAGAUGCUCAAUUACAUGAACAAUUUAAGAAAAAAUUUGGAUUCAAAAAAGCUAUGAAAUGCAAGAGCAUCCCGUUUGGUAUGAAGUCUGCUGUUGAAAGAGGAUUAUCUGCUGUUUUCCAUACAUUUAGCCGUAAAACCUCAAGCUCGACUAUCAAUGUUUCAGAUGAGGCCGGUUACACUAUUUUCCAUCAUGCUGCUCUACACAACAGAGUCGCUGUGAUAUGUCAACUGUGCAAUGCCAACUUCAACGUCAACCAGAGACGUUAUGUUAUGUUUAGCCAAGGCCCGACGCCCCUGCACCUGGCCGCGCAGGCCUGCGCCCUGGAGGCCACCGUGUGCCUGCUGAGCUUCCGCGCAGACCUCACGCUGGCCGCGGCCCGGGGCUGGCUGCCCAUCCACUUCGCCGCCUUCUACGACAACAUCGGCGUGGCCGCCGCGCUCUGCAGACGGGACCCCGCGCAGCUCGAGGCGGAGGCAGCCGCCGGGAAUCAGUGCACCCCGCUGCUGCUCGCUGCCACCUCGGGGGCCCUGGACACGAUCCGCUACCUGUUGUCCCUCGGUGCUAACUGGAGGAAAACCGAUACUAAGGGCAAUAAUAUAAUUCACCUGUCGGUGCUCAGCUUCCACACGGAGGUCCUCAAGCACAUAAUAGGGCUAAGCAUCCCUGAGCUCCCAGUGUGGGCGACCCUGGUCGAAAUGUUGCAGUGUGAGAGCUAUAAACGAAGGAUGAUGGCUGUGAUGUCCUUGGAAGUAAUUUGUUUAGCAAAUGAUGGAUACUGGAAGUGUAUUUUGGAUGCAGGUACCAUCCCUGCCUUAAUCAAUCUGUUAAAAGGCUCCAAAAUAAAAUUGCAGUGCAAAACAGUUGGGUUACUGAGUAACCUGUCGACCCGGGCCAGUGUGGUGCGCGCCGUUGUGGUGGCCGGAGGCGUGCCAGCUCUCCUGGGCUUACUGGCCUCCGACGAGCCUGAGCUGCAUUCUCGUUGUGCUGUCAUUUUAUAUGACGUUGCCCAGCUGGAAAGCAAGGAUGUUAUUGCCAGAUAUAAUGGAAUCCCAACUCUGAUAAGUCUUUUGAAGUUAAACAUAGAAAAUGUGCUAAUAAAUGUAAUGAACUGUAUACGGGUAUUAUGUAUGGGAAAUGAACAAAAUCAAAGAGCAGUGAGAGACCAUAAAGGCAUCCAAUAUCUUAUCACAUUUCUGAGUUCUGAUUCAGAUGUGUUGAAAGCUGUAUCUUCUGCUACAAUUGCUGAGGUUGCACGUGACAAUAGGAGUGUUCAGGAUGCGAUGGCGGCAGAAGGAGCCAUCCCUCCACUGGUGGCUCUUUUUAAAGGGAAACAGCUUAGUGUCCAAGUGAAGGGUGCAAUGGCUGUGGAAUCACUGGCAAGUUACAACCCAUCUAUACAGAGGGCAUUUCUGGAGGAAUCAUUAAGUAAAUAUCUUUUAAAACUUCUCAAGGCAUUUCAAAUAGAUGUUAAGGAACAAGGAGCUGUAGCCCUUUGGGCCUUGGCAGGACAAACCCUGAAACAACAAAAGUAUAUGGCGGAACAGAUUGGAUACAGCUUCAUAAUAAGCAUGCUUUUGUCACCAUCUGCUAAAAUGCAGUAUGUUGGAGGUGAAGCAGUCAUAGCCCUAAGUAAGGAUAGCAGGAUGCAUCAAAAUCAAAUAUGUGAAGGGAACGGAAUUGCACCGUUGAUUCGCUUACUGAGGAUUAGUAAAAUAGCCGAAGGCACACUUCUGAGUGUCAUCAGAGCAGUGGGGUCCAUCUGUAUUGGUGUCGCCCAUACAAGUAAUCCUAUCAGUCAACAAUUCGUUGUACAAGAAAAUGCCUUCCCAGUACUUCUUCAACUACUGAGAAAUCACCCUUCUCCUAACAUCAGGGUUGAAGUGGCAUUUUCCUUGGCAUGCAUUGUCCUAAGGAAUGAUCUGUUACAGAAUGAAUUACAAGAAAACGAAGGAUUUAAAUAUGCCGAUGUCCUCUAUCUUCUUCACUCACAAGAUAAGGAUAUUUGUUUAAGGGCAGGCUACGCAUUAACCCUUUUUGCCUUCAAUAAUCGCCUUCAACAAUACUUGAUAUUGGAAAGUGGAGUAAUGACCAUAUCAAUUUUUGAACCUUUUCUUGAAUCAACAAUUGAAACAGAGAAGGCAAUGGCAGCAUUUCAGAUUAUCAUCUUAGCUAAAGUCAUUAUAGAUGUGGACCAUAUUACGUUGUCUGCGAGAGGUGUUACUAUUUUAGUUGCUAGUCUGUAUUCAGUUCAUUCCACUACUAUUGUCCUGACAGGGAAUUUAAUAGCCAGCCUGGCUCAUUCCAGAGCUGGUAUUCCAGAAGCAUUUACCACCUUAGGGACAAUCCAACGGCUCUGCUAUCAUUUGUACUCAGGGAAAGAAGAGGUCCGCGCGGCCUGCUCCUGCGCCCUGGGCUACUUAACUUACAACGCAGACGCUUUCCGCCUCCUCCUCAAGGAAUGCCACAGGAGGCCCAGUCAGUUCCUCCGCCUGACAAGGAACAUCAGCAGGGACGCGAGCAUUAACCCGGCCUUCCUAAGGGAGUUUCAGUGGCAGCAGCAAGUGGGACUUCCCUCCUUAAGUCUAGAGAGAAAUGGGGGACCAUCCGUAACUCCUGUCUUUAAAAAAGGGAAAGAGCACCAAAGAAAAUUAAAACCUAAAAUUCAACCAAGAGAUUCUUUGACUUUAAUACCUCCUAUAACUAACUUCACGGGACUCUUCAAAACAACAAAAAAGGCCACUGUUUCUCACAAUAUUUUUUCCUUUUCUUCUGCGAUUCCAUCAGACAUCACAGAAGUAUCAAGACCAAGAAUAGUGUUUUUGAACCAACUUGGGAAACAUGUACAAAAAGCUAAUUCAGAACCUGCAGAAGGCUAAUUAAAGCAUUAAUAUGAAAGUAUGAAGGAACUCCUGAGUAAUCCUUUUAAAUUAUUUAAUAAUUUAUGUUUUAGUAAUCUCUACAUUCAAUGUGGGGCUUGAACUCACAACCCCAAGAUCAAGAGUCACAUGCUCUCUACUGACUCAGCCAGCUGGUACCCCCAAAUUUUUUACUUUUGAUUUUAAUCUAGUUGUAGUAAAAAUAUAUAUAACAUAGCUGAAUAUAAGCAGUUUAAAUGGAAGUUCUUGAUAUUGAUACUUUAAAAAAUAUUUUAUUUAUUCAUGAGAGACACAGAGAGACAGAAACAUAGGCAGAGGGAGAAGCAGGCUCCCUGCAGGGAGUCCGAUGUGGGACUCAAUCUGGGGACCCUGGGGUCACAUCCUGGGCCGAAGGCAGACGCUAAACCACUGAGCCACCCAGGUGCCCCUUGAUUUUGAUACUUAAUAGAUUUUCUCUAGCCUGUUUACUGAAGUUUAACUUUAGGUCAGUUAUAUAGUUCCAAAAACUAAAUACAAUUUUCUUGCACUUAAAACUAUUAAAAUAUAGCAACUGAUAUAAGUGGCAUAAGUAGUAUAUCUAUAUCAAGUGUUAGAAACAUGUUAAAUUGGUAUGCUGGGCUAAAGAGGCCUGAUUCAAAAUAGCCCACAUGUUAACACUCAUUGUAAUACCCUGAGAUAUUUAAUGAUAAAUACUACAAAUGUAUGAGGCUUUAAAACACAAAAUGUAGAAAUGUAUAUUUUUAAGACUUUAAAAAAAAAAUUUGAAAUCACUGCCCACCAAGUAUAAAAGUAUGGCUAAAACCGUGGCCACCAGUAUUGACCAUUCUCCAUACUUGAAGUAUUUUUGGUUUACAACUGGAAAGUAUAAUGCUCUGUGGCUUAGAAUCAUGUGAUGUCUUUGCCCAAAGAGGACCGUUUCCAGUAAGUACAAGUUUUGAUGUACAUAUGCUUCUAUUUUACAGCAGGUAGAUUUUUUUUUUUUUUGAAGAUUUAGGGGAUCCCUGGGUGGCUCAGCGGUUCAGCGCCUGCCUUUGGCCCAGGGUGUGAUCCUGGAGUCCCGGAAUCGAGUCCCACAUUGGGUUCCCUUCAUGGAGCCUGCUUCUCCCUCUCCCUGUGUCUCUGCCUCUCUCUCUCUCUCUGUGUCUCUCAUGAAUAAGUAAAAUAUUUUUUCUUUUAAAGAUUUUAUUUAUUUAUUCAUGAGAGACACACAGAGAGAGAGAGAGGCAGAGACACAGGCAGAGGGAGAAGCAGGCUCCAUGCCAGGAGCCCGACUUCGGACUCGACCCUGGAAUCCUGGGAUCACGCCCUGAGCCAAUGCUGAAGCCACCCAGGAGUCCCAGGCAGGUAGAUCUGAUACAAAAUCAAGCUGCUUCACUGUAUCCUUUAAAGCCCUCGUGUUAACAGAGAAAACUGUCCACUUGCUCAAGCGUCUCCUUACAGUCCACCUGGGCUGCACUGAACAUAUAUAUUACCUAGCAGUUAUUUUCCCUAAUGUGCCUUAACACAAACAAUAAUGAUAGUGAUGAUGGCAGCUACAGGAACUUAGGGCUUUCCAUGCAGAGUCUGAAGCCUAUGCUUUUAGCCUCUGGGCAGGAAGAGACCUCUCUAAUCUUAAAAUUUAAUUCUAAUUCUGGUGGAUGUGCUAAUAUAGGAAUUAUGGGUGGGGGGAAUAGCUUAUUCUAUUUCUAUCUAAGGGAUACAUAAUGCAAAUGGUAAGAAACUGAGUCAUUUAUUCAGCACUGUUAAGGAUAAGUAUUCAUAUUAAUGGAAAUAUUAAGCCUCUGUAGAUGUAAAACAAAACCCUCCAAACAACAAACUGAGCUUUGACACUGGCCUUCUGGUGGACUAAAGAACAUAUUUUAUGAAUAUGAUCAGGGUUGAGUAUUAGGGAUUCUUUGUAUUCAAUAAUAUGAGAUACUUCCUGCGUUUCUUGGCCUACCAAAGCCAUCCUACCACUCCGAAAACUUAAAGUAUUUUUCCUGAAGUACAGCUCCUCCAGUAAAGAUUAUUUUUAUUACCCUUCAUUUUUUCUUUUUAAAAAUUAUGUAUGAGGGGCAGCCCCGGUGGCGCAGUGGUUUUGUGCCGCCUGCAGCCCAGGGCAUGAUCCUGGAGACCCAGGAUAGAGUCCCAUGUUGGACUUCCUGCAUGGAGCCUGCUUCUCCCUCUGCCUGUGUCUCUGCCCGCCCCCCGCCCUGAAUAAAUAAAUAAAUCUUAAAAAAAAAUAUGUAUGAGAAAGGCCUCAGGAUAAGAGGAUUUCAGCAAAUUGCCUGCCUUCUAUCUGUACUAUUAGCUAAGUCUACGACAUACGCUUGCCCACAUAGAGGUCAGUAUUUCUCCCUUCCUUAUCCCUUCCCUAUUUCUCUCUUCUUUCCCUUCCCUUAUUUCUUAUGGCCAGUACUGAAGGCCCACAGAUGUGGGAUGCUUUCUCAAAUUGUUCAUUUACCUGUAGUUUCUCUUAUUUAUAACAUGAACUCAAUUUUGACAUGUGUGCUUGUGGUACCUGGAGCAAUUUUGAUACUUAAAAAUUUUUGAUACUUAUAAUUGUUAAAAAAAAUUGAGAUAUCAUUGUAUAAUAUUGUGAUAGUGGGAAGAAAUUUUGGUCAAUUUCCUUCCAUACUUUGAAUGCACUCUGAUUGUGAGAGUCACAGGAAAUACUUAAAUUACUUCUCUGUGAAUUCACGUUCACAUGAUACAGAACACAAAUAAAAAUGAAAAGUAUGAAUUCACAAACUAAUAGCUUCUUCUAAAUAAUAUUUAUAAACCAAUUCUAUCAUAGCUAUACCUCAAAAGCUAAGAAUACAAAGUUUUACAAAUAUUGUCUGUUUCUAUGUGUUCCCUCAUAUGAAUAUUUUCUAUUUCCAAAUGGAUAAUU